Vitis vinifera (wine grape) is the source of this 1147-nucleotide messenger RNA. Its product is annotated as two-component response regulator ORR9. Lineage: Eukaryota; Viridiplantae; Streptophyta; Magnoliopsida; Vitales; Vitaceae. The record is from RefSeq and is a predicted model, not a curated record. Gene Ontology annotation, biological process: phosphorelay signal transduction system; cytokinin-activated signaling pathway.
CAUGUGCAUUCAUCUCUCAUUUUCGCUUUCUUUCAUCAAGACAUACUUCUUUUUGCUGGCCUUUUUUGGGUGCAACAAGGCAAUGGGUAUGGCUGCAGAGUCGCAGUUUCAUGUUCUAGCUGUUGAUGACAGCCUCAUUGAUAGAAAAUGGAUUGAGAAACUCCUCAAAACCUCUUCUUUUCAAGUUACUGUUUUAGAUUCUGUGAGUAAAGCUCUUGAAUUCCUGGGUGUGCAAGAGGCAGAACAGGAAAGGAAAGUCAAUUUAAUUAUUACAGAUUAUUCUAUGCCUGGAAUGACUGGCUAUGAUCUCCUAAGAAAGAUCAAGGAGUCUACAUCUCUUAAAGACAUCCCAGUUGUGAUCAUGUCCUCUGAGAAUAUCCCUUCUAGGAUUACCAGAUGUCUAGAAGAAGGAGCAGAAGAUUUCUUCCUGAAAUUACCUGUUCAAUUAUCUGAUGUGAACAAGCUUAGACCCCACCUACUUGGAUGGAGGACACUUGUGGAGAUUUGAAGUCUGAAGCUUCACAAAAAUGCUGGAAAUUUGAAUGUCGAAUCUUCACAAAAACCAUAAUUAAUCAAGGGUUUGAGUCUUGAUCUUGGAAGAUGGAAAUCCUUGUAAGUUUCUAUUCCUUUGAGUGGGUGGUUUCACCUAACAUGGGGUCACAAUCGAGAGUCUUAUUGGGCCAUUCUUAAGGCUAGCUCCUAAGACCACAUGGUGCUCUACCAACGAAAGAGUGUUGAUGUGCUACAUUCGCCUCUCAAUAAGUGCCACAUCUCUUCAAUCAGGAAUUGUCCCUCCACAAAUAUAGUCCACUUCCACUCCAUGGUGGCUUAGUGUGGGCUUAAAAAGUAGACGCAUCCUCAUCAUACAUGAAUCGGUCUUAUCAAUGCUUCACUCGGUGCUUCCACGUGCUUAUUAAGGAUAUACCUCUCAAUGAGUGAUGGUUGUUUGGGACAAUGAUUUUAGAGAUUUAAAUUUUGGUACUUAAACAUAGAAGAAUCAACGGAGUCUCAUGUAAACGGAAUCUCGCUUAUGAAUUAUCAUCCAAACUCCAAUCUCAUUUAGGGGUACCAUCAAGAGAAAAUCAAAUAUGUCACACUCAUGUGAUAGCAUUCACACUACAACCUCAUCAAGAAUUAAAACAAGCUA